Messenger RNA from Amyelois transitella, 868 nucleotides. RefSeq names its product mitochondrial 2-oxoglutarate/malate carrier protein-like. The record is from RefSeq and is a predicted model, not a curated record. The transcript has 6 exons. Gene Ontology annotation, molecular function: oxoglutarate:malate antiporter activity. Bases 11 to 868 code for a protein of 285 amino acids. Lineage: Eukaryota; Metazoa; Arthropoda; Insecta; Lepidoptera; Pyralidae.
AUCCAUCAAAAUGUCACAACAUGUUUACAACACUUACAACCUAAUAAAGAUAAUGGCAGCAACUUUGUUUGUUCAUCCGCUGGACGUACUCAAAAUCCGUCUCCAGAUCUCGCCAGAACGAGUGACUUCGGUCGGAAUGGCUCAUCAGAUGCUCAAGUAUGAAGGUUGGCCGGCUCUGUACUGUGGUCUGACGGCUGGACUGCUUCGUCAGGCCACGUAUACGGCGGCUAGGUUGGCUACUUAUGAGGCGCUCACUAAAAGAUAUAUUAGGAAUAACAAGAAACCUCCGGAAGGCAAUGACAAAAUCUUGGUGGGUGUCUGCGCGGGCUUGGUCGGUGGUCUAGUGGGGAACCCCUCCGAAGUGGUGCUCGUCCGGAGAAUGGCUGAGGGUUGCCUCCCCUGCCCAGCAAAAUGUGGACGUGGAUGUUGCCCGAGUGGAUAUUUAGGAACCGUUGACGGUUUUAGGAAAAUUAUUUGUUCCGAAGGCUUCAUGGGCCUUUUUCGUGGGACCACUCUAACGCUUCUCAGAUCUGUGGGGGUCAGUAUCGUGCAUAUUGGAUGCUAUAAUGAGAUUCGUGAAUACGUCAAGGAGAGAACUGGCGAGAAAGACCCCGACACACUGACGAUGUACACCGCAGUCGCGCUCAGCUUCGUCACGGCACUUCUGACCCAUCCUAUUGAUGUCGUCAAAACAUUUUUUCAAAUAUCAAGAUCGGAUUGCAUUACUCAAAGGGCGGUGUUCAAUCGCGUGAUUCGUACCAAAGGAGUGUUUGGUCUAUGGAAAGGAUUCACUCCUUAUUUUAUAAGAAUGGCUAUUCAUACAAUGAUAGCAUUAUUGGUAAUGGAACAUCUGAAAGAUUACAAAUGA